AUGAAUCCUGCUUGGACCUAUUUUAAAAAACUUGGACAUGUUUUAGGUUUUAAGCAAAAAAGACAUUUAUGCACAUUAUACAAUACUCAAAUUAAUGAUGCUAUUAGACAAGCUCGUACACAUAAUAAAAAUUGUCCAAAUAUGACACCAGAACAAAAAAAAAUAUGCUUACAACAAAUGAGAUCUAAUAAGUUUACCAAAUCAAACUUAUCUAAACCAGUUAAUUUACAAACAAAAAUCUCAACAAAUAUAGAAAGUUUUGGAGAUCAUAUUUCAAAAAGUGAACAAAUAUCUCUUGAACUAA
This is a messenger RNA of Dentiscutata erythropus, 304 nucleotides long. The record is from the annotation of a GenBank genome assembly. Lineage: Eukaryota; Fungi; Glomeromycota; Glomeromycetes; Diversisporales; Gigasporaceae.